UCAUUUAAAAAACAAAAAACAAAAACAAAAAAAAAAAAAAAAAUGGCUCUUACUUUAAUUGUCUUCUCCCCACCAAAAUCCAUCUCCAUCUUCUCCCUAUUUGAGCCUCCAUACCCAAUCAUCUCUCCUCUCUUUAAAUUCUCCUCUUCCUCUUGUUCUUCUUCUUCUCUAUCUCUUACUUCUAUUAGUUCUUUUACUUCUUCUUCCUUACCCAUCAGGUUCCGCUCACUUCACCUCCGUACAUCUCGACGGAAUCUUACGUCGCCUCCCUCUGCCAUGCUUCUUCCGCAGAACCCUCUCCUCUCCGACGUUUGCGCCUCCGUUCUUAGUGCAGGUAUCGCCCUGUCUUUACUUCGUCUCUGGGAAGAAACCGCCAAACGCCAACUCUGCGACCAGUAUUUGAAUAGGAAGCUUGUGCAUAUUAGUAUCGGGCUAGCUUUCAUGCUUUGCUGGCCAAUGUUCAGUUCUGGGCCUCAGGGAGCAAUUUUAGCAAGUCUUACUCCAGGCGUCAAUAUAAUUCGGAUGCUUCUUGUGGGUUCUGGAAUGUGGAAAGAUGAAGCCACCGUGAAGUCAAUGAGCAGAUAUGGAGACCACAGGGAACUUCUCAAGGGACCACUGUACUAUGCUAUAACAGUUACUUUGGCUUGUGCGGUCUAUUGGAGGACUUCCCCAAAUGCAAUUGCAGCAAUAUGUAAUCUCUGUGCUGGAGAUGGCAUGGCAGAUGUUGUGGGAAGGCGGCUUGGCAGACAGAAACUUCCUUACAACCGAAACAAAUCUGUAGCCGGUAGCAUUGCUAUGGCAUCAGCUGGUUUUUUAGCUUCUAUUGGGUACAUGUACUAUUUCGCAUUAUUUGGAUAUCUUCAGUGUAGUUGGGACUUGGUUUUCAGUUUCUUGGUUGUGUCUCUUGCCUCAGCCUUGGCGGAAUCACUCCCAAUAAGUACUCAGUUAGAUGACAACCUUACCAUAACUCUAACAUCUAUAUUGGUGGGCAGUCUUGUUUUUUGACGUUAGGACAAGCAGCUACACGUGGGGAAUUGUAGUAGCAUUAAAACAAAGGCGUUCUCCUCUUGCAGCAUCAUCAGUCAUCACCAAUAACUCUUCUUGGUUUCCUUAGCCAUAAAAAAAAGUGGCAAUUUCUCUGCUCAUGAAUAGAGUCAGAAUGGUGUAAAUGAAAAUCUCUACUGCGUUUGAGAAAAGGAAGUGCUACAAGUAUAACAAGGAAAAGAGCAAAGGAAAGUACAAGAACAAGCAUCAGGGUUUCACCAUGCAACCCAUACGCCCUGUCGCGCACAAUCAAAAGAAACUCACCAUCG
Messenger RNA from Pistacia vera, 1313 nucleotides. Its product is annotated as probable phytol kinase 3, chloroplastic. The transcript is spliced from 7 exons. Lineage: Eukaryota; Viridiplantae; Streptophyta; Magnoliopsida; Sapindales; Anacardiaceae. The coding region runs from base 43 to 1005 and encodes 320 amino acids. Gene Ontology annotation, molecular function: kinase activity. The record is from RefSeq and is a predicted model, not a curated record.